Caenorhabditis briggsae is the source of this 1893-nucleotide messenger RNA. Gene Ontology annotation, biological process: tRNA splicing, via endonucleolytic cleavage and ligation. Gene Ontology annotation, molecular function: polynucleotide 5'-hydroxyl-kinase activity. Gene Ontology annotation, cellular component: nucleus. NCBI's taxonomy places the organism in Eukaryota, Metazoa, Nematoda, Chromadorea, Rhabditida, Rhabditidae. The transcript has 12 exons. Bases 1 to 1893 code for a protein of 630 amino acids. The record is from RefSeq and is a predicted model, not a curated record.
AUGUACUCCUUCAAAGCCGUCUUCGCUGUCGUCGCUUCUAUUGCUCUGGUUUCUGGUGCUCAUGGUGGAUUGCUGGGAUUAGGAGGAGACGAAGGAGGACUCGGUGGACUUGUCGGAGGACUUCUUGGAGAAAAUGGACUCGGUGGAAUCUUGAAGGGACUUCUCGGAGACAAUGAAAACGCUCUCAGUGGACUUCUGGGUAUUCUCGGGGGAAAUCCAGGUGGUUUGGGAUUGCCAAUUCUUGGAGACAUCACCACACUCCCACAGUUCUUGCUUGACUUCCUCCAAAAAGUACCAUCGGAUAUUCUUCCUCAAGUUAUUGAACUUCUCUCCAACACAAGCCUUAAUAUCAAUGAAAUCACUGAUAAGCUGACUGAUUUGUUGUCUGGAAAGAUUGAUGAUAACCUUCUUUCCGAUCUUCUUGCCACCGUUGCCGAUCUUGUUCAUGAACUUCUCGAUGGAAUCGCCAAUGUUCUUACCAGUCUUGGAAAAGUUUUCGAGGACUUGACUGAUAUUCUCCAGAAUAAAGACCAAUCCAUUGCUCAACAGAAGGAUGCUAUUGACAAAUUGAGACAGAAGUCUCCAAUUGAAGUCGACACUAUCUUCUUCAUCGCGUCACAAGUGGUCAAGUCUCUCCAAAACGGGCAGAUCUCAAAAUGUUUACCGAACGGGUUCAAAGACAUUUCCUUGGAACUUUUAAAUGGAUAUGUCGAAAUCUUCGGGACCGAACUGAUACCAAAUCAGAAAUAUGUUUUUCCAGCCAAGUUCCGCGCAGCAGUUUUCUCAUGGACUGGUGGCACUAUCGAAAUAAAAGGAGGUACAGAAAGUGCCUAUAUAUCAUCUGAGAGUACUGCAAUGGUCGUCUACCUGAACAUCCAUGCAACUCUAGAAAAACUACGGAAAGAUCGAGAGGCAAGCGGCAAAGACACUGGAGUCACCCAGAGAGGGCCAAGAAUUCUGUUAGUGGGACCAACAGAUGUUGGUAAAACUACAGUAUCUCGAAUCCUGUGUAACUAUGCAGUUCGAAAAGGAGGAACUCCCAUUUUGGUGGAUCUUGAUGUUGGACAGAACAAUAUAUCGGUUCCCGGAUCCAUUAGCGCUAUGUUGGUACAAAAAACCGCAGAUUUUGUUGAUGGGUUUGAGAGGAACAUGCCUUUGGUUUUAAAUUUCGGACACACAUCUCCAGGAGAGAAUCUUCCACUUUACGAAGCCCUCCUCAAGGCGCUUGCCACCACGAUGAAUGGUCAGAUAGAAGAGAAUCCAGCAGCUAAACUAGGUGGAAUGAUAGUUAACACUUGUGGAUGGGUUGAUGGAGGCGGCUACACAUGUAUUCUGAAAUCAGCAGCCGCAUUUGAAGUGGAUGUAGUCGUGGUAAUAGAUCACGAACGACUAUACAACGUUCUCAGAAGAGAUCUCCCGGAUUUUGUGACAGUGACACAUGUGCCAAAGUCAGGAGGAGUGGAGCAGAGACCAAGACGCAUCAGGAAAAUUGCGAGGAAAGAAAAUGUACAUCGAUACUUCUACGGGACCAGCUCCAACCAAUUGUACCCAUUCACCUUGGAUCUUUCAUUCGAUGCUGUAGUUCUUUGCAAAAUUGGAGUAGAGCCGCUUCCUGAUUCUUGUCUCUCAUUCGGUAUGAAAGUGGAGGAUCACCGAACAAAAGUGGUCGUUCUAGAACCAUCUCUGGAGAUCAAAAAUCAUCUUUUCGCCUUUUCGCGCAGUUCAAAUGUCGAUGCAAAUGUUUUAGCAUCUUCGGUUUGGGGAUUUUGUGUUGUCACAGAGAUCGAUAUGGAGAAAAGAUCCCUGACGAUUCUAUGCCCUCAGAACUCGAUUCCAUCAAAUAUCCUGGUUUAUUCGGUUGUGACUCAUUUGGAUGAUCAGCUAAGAAGAUAA